AUGCAACGGCCAGCGACGGAAGGCGGCUACGACUUUGCCAGCACCGGAGAGUGCGUCAUGCAGCCGCGGCAAACGUGGCCCGCGAAGCUCAGGGAGUGGGUGGAGAGCAGCCUCAAGUACACGGCCACGGAUGCCUUUCGAGACUUGCAGAUGGCCGCCUCAAACCACGGGCAGGGCCGGCUGCUCAGCGCCGAGGAGAUGUUUGCCGAGGAGGGCUUCCUGAGCAAGUUGGGCUCAUGGCUCGAGCGGGCCCAUGAGGCUGCGACCUCCUUUCCGGUGGGCCUGUGGACCCAAGAGCUCCAUGACGACUUCAUCCGUCUCUUCGGCUUUCCAGUCCUGGACUUCUUCCCCGGCGUGCCUUAUGUCGGGAACUUCUCCGUCAUGCGGAAGCUCUACGAGGCCGGAAGCCCGGAGGCUCUGGCAGGCAAUGCCUCUGCUAAGGCAAGCGCCAAGGCCUCGCAUGCCGAGCACGGCCUCCUGGUGAAGGCCGCAGUGGUGCCGAGAUCGCAUGGGGCGUCGGCCUGCGAGGGCGCCCGCGGUCUCCAGGAGUCCCUUGGCCCCCGGCCCGAGUUCGGCCUGGACGCAAGCCUCGGGCCGAGCACUGUAGAGCAGGUUUGCCACAUUCACUAA
Messenger RNA from Symbiodinium natans, 630 nucleotides. Lineage: Eukaryota; Dinophyceae; Suessiales; Symbiodiniaceae. The record is from the annotation of a GenBank genome assembly.